Molecule: messenger RNA, 525 nt
Organism: Purpureocillium lilacinum
Lineage: Eukaryota; Fungi; Ascomycota; Sordariomycetes; Hypocreales; Ophiocordycipitaceae
Product: calcineurin subunit B
Biological process (GO): protein dephosphorylation; calcineurin-mediated signaling
Cellular component (GO): calcineurin complex
Molecular function (GO): calcium-dependent protein serine/threonine phosphatase regulator activity; calcium ion binding; phosphatase binding
Source: RefSeq, a predicted model, not a curated record
AUGGGCAACACCACGAGCGCGGUCCUGGACAAUAUUGUCCAGGGGUCCAACUUCGACAGAGAGGAGGUGGACCGGUUAAGGAAGCGGUUCAUGAAGUUGGACAAGGACAAUUCGGGCACGAUCGAGCGCGACGAGUUUCUGAGCCUGCCCCAAAUCUCGUCCAACCCUUUGGCGACGCGCAUGAUUGCCAUCUUUGACGAGGACGGCGGUGGCGACGUCGACUUCCAAGAGUUCGUGUCGGGCCUGAGCGCCUUCAGCAGCAAGGGCAACAAGGAGCAGAAGCUGCGGUUCGCCUUCAAGGUCUACGACAUCGACCGCGACGGCUACAUCAGCAACGGCGAGCUCUUCAUCGUCCUCAAGAUGAUGGUGGGCAGCAACCUCAAGGACCAGCAGCUGCAGCAGAUUGUCGACAAGACCAUCAUGGAGGCGGACCUGGACAAGGACGGCAAGAUUAGCUUCGAGGAGUUUACAAAGAUGGUGGAGAACACGGACGUGAGCAUGAGCAUGACUCUAGACCAGUUUUGA